AUUUUCCUUUGUCUUAAGAUCCAUUUUAAUUGAUUGAUUCUUGCUAAUUGUUUCUCCUCUUGUUUUAUUUUAUUUUUUUGUAUGUUUAAUUGUUCCAGUGUUGGUUUUAAUCGGUUGAAAAUGGCACAGCGUAGUAUUACCAGUUACUUUUCUAAGCCUCUUGGUGCUGCCAAUGGGAACGGUGACCUUGCCGGUAUAAGUCCGAAAAGGAAACACGAAGAUGGUUCUGGUUCCGGUGGCGAUGGUGCUUUUAGGAAAUCAAAGAAGAUCCUUAGUAAAGAGGAAGAGGAUAGUUUACAGGUGGAAUUGGCUGCAAUCGCUCGUACUAAUAAAGCUGUUUCAACCAAUAUUGGUUUAACUUGGUUUAAAGAGUUGAAAGGUGAAUUCUCAAAAGGUUAUUUCAAAGAUUUGGGUGUUUUCCUUGGUGAGGAGAGACGGAUGAAGACUAUUUUUCCACCUGAGGAUCAGGUUUACACUUGGACUACAAUGACUUCCAUUUAUGAUAUUAAAGUGGUCAUCUUGGGUCAAGAUCCAUAUCAUGGUCCAAGACAAGCUCAUGGUUUAUGUUUUAGUGUACAGAAAGGUGUUGAUCCUCCACCAAGUUUGAAAAAUAUGUACCGAGAAUUGGCUGCAGACAUUUCUGAUUUUAUGCAACCCGAACAUGGAGAUUUAACGGGAUGGGCAAAACAAGGAGUUCUACUAUUAAAUGCUUGUCUCACAGUUCGCUCUGGAUCUCCUAAUUCACAUGCUGACCAUGGGUGGGAAAAGUUCACCGAUGCUGUAAUCAAAUGGCUCAACUCAAAUUGCCAGAAUCUCGUCUUCAUCUUAUGGGGAAAUUAUGCUCAAAAGAAAGGUGCCAGUAUUGACAGUAAACGUCACCUUGUUCUUAAAGCAGCUCACCCUUCACCUUUAUCCGUUCACCGAGGAUUCUUUGGUUGUAAAAACUUCUCUAAGGCCAACACUUACUUGGAAUCAAAAGGAAAAACUCCAAUUAACUGGGGCGAUUUACCAUAAAUCCACCAAACCUAAAGUCUCAACGAUUAACAAAACAGUUCAACUCCUAAAAAGGGACAAAAAUAAUCUCCAUAUUCUCAUGACGUCCACUAUUCAUUUAUGAUUUUAAAAUUCUAUUUUCCAACUAAUAUCUUUAAGAGUUCAAAUUCUAUUCUUAAAACUCAUAUUCUCGUCAAAAUCACAAUUUCAUUUGUAUUCUUAUUGUUGAAUUUGAUUAAAUCAAAUUUAUUCUUGA
Molecule: messenger RNA, 1249 nt
Organism: Panonychus citri (citrus red mite)
Lineage: Eukaryota; Metazoa; Arthropoda; Arachnida; Trombidiformes; Tetranychidae
Product: uracil-DNA glycosylase-like
Exons: 1
Coding region: 82-1014 (310 amino acids)
Biological process (GO): base-excision repair; base-excision repair, AP site formation via deaminated base removal
Cellular component (GO): mitochondrion; nucleus
Molecular function (GO): uracil DNA N-glycosylase activity
Source: RefSeq, a predicted model, not a curated record